UUGACAUUAUAUUGAAUUGAAAAAUGUGUUAAAUUGAUAACAGACUCUUUGAAGUCAUGCAAUAUUUCGAAGCCAGCAUUGGCAACGCCAAAUCAUGCCCAAAAUGACUAUCGCAAAGACUCAUUCAACGACUUCAGCUCUGUGUUUAUGUUUCAUCAAAGGGCAACGUGAUCCCGCCUCUGAUUGGCUGCCAACAAGAGCUUGCAGGAUAUCGCUUAACGCACAUUGGUCGCUGGUAUGAAAGGGUGGGGCUUCGUGUUGCUACAUUGCCACCUUUAGUUGUUUCUUCGGCAGCUGGAAAGUCCCAGACAUCCCAGGAAGAUUUCCGACUGGAACACUGUCUACUGCCAUUUUAAAUGAAGGACAUUCAUUUCUUCUUCGUCGUGCUGCCGCCGCGGAUACAACGAUCUGUGACAAUGUUUAUGUCGGAAAACAAAGGAACGAAUCGAGUCGAUGCUCUCGAGAGCUAGCUCUUAUCUCCAAGCUAACGUCAGCUAACGCUAGUUCUGUGCGUGGCUAACGGCUGUUAGCUCGAGGUAACGCUUGUGUCGCGGGUGAUGGAGUGAGCAGCCCUUCCUCCUGUGGCUGGAGAAACGCCUUCUCUCGUACUGUUGACAUCAUCCGUGGAAGUGGCCCGCGGUGUCCCGCCGUGCAGCGUCAGUAGAGCGACAGCCGGGGCGGUGGGGGGGAGGCAGGGUUCGAUACCCAAGAGGGAAGCGAUGGGAAACUGUCUGAAAUCCCCGACCUCGGAUGAUAUAUCUCUGCUGCACGAGUCCCAGUUGGACCGGGACAGCUACGGAGACGGCGCCGACCCCGACCAGGAGCCCCCGCCCCCGUAUCAGGAGCAAAUCCACGUGCCCGUCUACCACCCGACGCCCAGCCAGGCCCGCCUGGCCACCCAGCUGACCGAGGAGGAGCAGGUUCGCAUCGCACAGCGAAUCGGGCUCAUCCAGCACCUCCCGAAGGGCGUGUACGACCCGGGGCGGGACGGCUCCGAGAAGAAGAUCAGAGAGUGCGUCAUCUGCAUGAUGGACUUUGUGUACGGAGACCCCAUCCGCUUCCUGCCCUGCAUGCACAUCUACCACAUGGACUGUAUAGACGACUGGCUGAUGAGAUCCUUCACCUGCCCCUCCUGCAUGGAGCCUGUGGACGCCGCGCUGCUCUCCUCCUACGAGACCAACUGACACACACACACAGAUACUAUAUAGGCACCUGGGAAGCAGAAUGGACUGGCACACAUACAGUAUGCACAAACAUCAACACACAUACACUCACUUUCAUCAGAUAAGAAAGGCGUUUAUCAGAAAGAAAGGCGUUUAUUUAGUAUAGUGAACAAUGGUGUGGAAGAUUUUGGGUGAACCUGUGUGUGUGUGUGUGUGUGUGUGUGUGUGUGUGUGUGUGUGUGUGAGAGCGGGAAUGCCUUUUGUGUACACCGCACAAUGUUCCUCCGUUGGCCUGCAGGACAGGUUUGAUUUAACGUGGACUGAACAAACGGAGCAGACCGAGCAGCACGUCCGAUGGGGAGUGGCGUUAAACGAAGUCGUUGGGGAAAGGAUGGCGGUCAGCUGACCAUGAGUAAAAUAUCUGAGAUCCGCUUUCAUAUGCAGGAAUUUAAACCAAACCGGGUCCCUAGACAGGCUUCCUUUCAAUUACUUCCCAUCAUUGAUAAGGACAAUAGAGGAAGGAAGGACAGCUGACCACCAGCGGUGUUACGGGUGUAUAUGUGACCCAGCACACAGCGAUACCACACAGGACACAGAUCAUCAGUUCUAGUAAUUUAAUGAGAGUAAACAUGAGAGGGAAAUGAACAAUGGAGGCUGAGCUUGGAGUUUCUGGGGCCUGAAGCCCGAGGGAAUCAGGCAGUGGCAGAUCGACAGAGUUCCAGCCUGGGUCUAACCUGACCACGGUGGCGUCACACUGCAGCACACGUGAAAAAGAAACGCUCCGUCAAGCUGCCUCCUUCAAACCGAUGCAGAGUCAGACCGGCUGCACAAAUGGCUACAGGUGUGCAAUUCAAAGGGGGCCCCGGGAUGGACGUCCUGCAUGUACAUACUGACCGGGUAAGGCAAAUGGAAACUCAGUAGGCAAAGCGGUGAUACGAAUGAAUGACAUUUUCUCUUCUCAAUCAGUAACUUGUGAUAAGACUUGACCAUUUGCAUUCGGUCCAGAUGAAAGAGGGAGGCCUGUGAUUAUCAUCACCACUUCAAAGGUGCAAACCAGGAGUGGAAACCCAUUUCAUUACUGGUGACUAACCAAACCACUGAAUGAAUUCAUGGAUUCCAUGUUUGGCGCCCCCAAAUCACUAUUUCGGGCUCAUUUCAGAGCGUUUUGCAUACCGCCCCCGUAUCGCUUCAUUCAGCAUCCUGACCUUGUGGCAGCCACGUGGAGGCAAAUCCGGUCCAUGCGCGCGCGCGCGGAAAUCAAACAUCAGCGAUCAAACGCGCGAGAUAGUUGCUGGGGGCCGCGAAACUUGAACCUCCUUCCUCGCGAGUUAAUCCUCUGCCUGCUCUCCAGGGUUUUUUUCUUCUUCUCCUCGCUCGUUCGCUGUUGUCCUUUUGACAGUAAGGGGGCGGACCCGGUCGCCGUGGCAUCUCGACAUCUAAUUGGUUGCAAACCCCGCCAUUGGAUUGGCGGGAGUUGUGCGUGCACAUUUCCGCCUCAUUAAUUCGAGGCCUCCGUCUUGAUGGUACGCCCUAUUUCAGAUUGUCUAUCGCCCAGUUUACUGUUAAAGCACACGUUCGAUAUCCUUCUCCCUGUUUUUUGCCAUAGCUCCUUUUAAAAAGAAUCAAGAUGCAUUUAAAAAAAGGAAGAUAAGGAAUUCGCGUGUUUCGUGAGAGGACUACACUGUAAAAAAAAAAUCCGUAA
Molecule: messenger RNA, 2865 nt
Organism: Pungitius pungitius (ninespine stickleback)
Lineage: Eukaryota; Metazoa; Chordata; Actinopteri; Perciformes; Gasterosteidae
Gene: rnf11b
Product: ring finger protein 11b
Exons: 3
Coding region: 720-1184 (154 amino acids)
Biological process (GO): ubiquitin-dependent protein catabolic process
Cellular component (GO): ubiquitin ligase complex
Molecular function (GO): ubiquitin protein ligase activity
Source: RefSeq, a predicted model, not a curated record